Messenger RNA from Triticum urartu, 3866 nucleotides. RefSeq lists its product as uncharacterized. Gene Ontology annotation, biological process: glutathione metabolic process. Lineage: Eukaryota; Viridiplantae; Streptophyta; Magnoliopsida; Poales; Poaceae. Gene Ontology annotation, molecular function: glutathione binding; glutathione transferase activity. The record is from RefSeq and is a predicted model, not a curated record. Gene Ontology annotation, cellular component: cytoplasm.
GACAGUGUACACACAACUAAGAUGAUAACACUCAACGCUGAAAAGUACCAGGUCACCGGUAAGAAGAGUCCAAAGAAUCAUGCAGAUGUGACGUACAUAAAUGAAAUCCUCAACAGGUACAAAGAGUGCCCACUCCUCAGAUUCUACAGGAGAACUUGAGCUCCCAACAAAAGCUUCAGGUGCAGCCAGACCAGAAGAAAGACAUGGUGUAUACCUCAUUGUGCAGGGACAUAGAUAGAGGAAAACAAAAGGCCAGCCUCCGGAUGUUAAAUCAUGAAAACAUAAGAAAAAGAACUAACAUUUGUGAUAGUUAUACCUUGAAAUAAGCUACAAGAACAAACGGAGGAAUUUAUCAGUGACAGAAAACAGGAACCCCAUCACUCCAGCAGGACUGCGAACUUUCUGAAUACUUAAUACUUCGCUUAAACAACAAUGUAUUAUGCUUCAUUUUAUUCCAACUCGUUUCGAUUCUGCUCCACAAAAAUGAAGCAUAAUACUCGGCACUCAAUUCACUUCUACAACACAUGAUUCUAACUACGUUGCAGCACAUGCAUUCACUUUGUACUAUACGCUGUUUUAAAAGGAAACCCUAACGGACACACCUACGCUUCCUAGAUGGCCUGUGAUUGGCAAUUUACCGAGGUAUCCUCUGUCUGAAGUCCCCAUGUCGGUCAGGCUGGUGGUACAAACAACAAAGGCACCCUGGACGCCCAUCACUCAUCCCGUUUGUCUGGUAGACUGCGAGGCUGGUACAAGCAAGGGGCCAUGCAGGUCUGAUGCUAAACUUGCCUUCCCAGACAAAACCUCUGUGCUCCCGUACCGGCAUUCGGCAUCUCCUUUGGUUAAAGGGCCAAGAAAUGAAUAAAGCGAGACAUAACCCAGCAAAUAGAACAGUGUCCGUUACUUCAUUUGAGACGUUUCCCGUGAGUCGGUUUUGGUUACUAGAGGAGGCAGUGUCCAAGAAAUAGCUUUCGACUUUCCCUUUUCCUUUAAAUAGACGGUACCUUGGCAUUGCUGAUGUGGCUUCAUGAUGGCAACACCAUCGAAAAUCAAAACCCUCCAGAUUUACUUCACUUUUACCUUUUGCUUUUAUCUCCUUUGUUCUCUCUGUCUUGUCCUUUUCUUUAUCUCUGCAUCUUAUCUAAUUCUAUCGUCCUGUACACUCAUCCCCUAGGUUCUCACUUUAAGCAUCUUCUCCUUGCUUCUUCAUGGAGGCAGAUGACCUUCUUAUAUUAAAAAAAUGAAGGUGGGCUUACAGUACUCACUUGCAUACAGCUCCGGCUUCACUUCUUCAACCAGAGGAGAUAGAGCUCUGGCCACCAUGGCAGGGCUCGGCACCGGGGCGGGAGCUCCUAUUGUGAAGGUGUACCAUGAGAAGUCCAUGAUCCUACCCGAUGUGUCGAGGGUGCUUGCUUGCCUGUACGAGAAAAACAUCGAGUUUGAAACUGUGAAAGAUUCGUACAAGGACAUACUCAGACUCCAGUCAACGAGGAGUGUUCCAGUUCCAUUCUACGACGGACCCACAUUUCGACAAGAGUCAAGAGCAAUCUGCCGCUAUAUAGCAGAAACCUACGAGCAGCGUGGGUAUCCUUUCCUCCUGGGGAAGGAUGUCCUUGAGAGGGCUUCCAUUGAACAAUGGCUCCGGCAUGAGGAGCAUGCCUUCGAUCCUCCGAGCCGGGCAUUGUUCUGCCACCUGGCCUUCCCUUUCCCUGACGAAGACAUGAGUGACAUCGACAGGGAGAAGAGGAAGCUGGAAGAAGUCCUGGAGGUUUACGAGCAAAGGCUUGGCGAGAGCGAGUUCCUUGCUGGGAACAAGUUCACUCUUGCUGACCUUGUUCACCUACCAAACACCCAUCACAUAGUGACAUCCGACGAGUUCGCCUACCUGUAUGACUCGAGGAAGAACGUGCAGAGGUGGUGGAAUACAAUCUCUGCACGGGACUCUUGGCAGCAGGUGGUGAGGGAUAUGCAGGACGUGGAGGAGCAGUACCAAAUGGAAGAACUGGAGCAGCAGCAGCAGCAGCAGCAGCAGCAGCAGCUGGAGCAGCAGUGGCAGUGGCAGCCAGAAGGCCCAGAACCACCGGCAACAUAUAGCGGCCGCACCAUCCGCAUAGACCCUCGAAAGCAGACAGGCACAGAGUCAAGGACAAUACUGGUUCCGCCACCCAGCGGCGGUACUAUAUCAUCCUCGUCUUUCACAGUUCAACCUCUCCCCGCAGAAACAACCUCUCAUGGUCAAAAUUCACCUGGCCAAAUAAAAGAAAGUAACUUCUUUACUACCACCGAGAAAACACCAGCACCCUCAAAGCAAAGAAGUCCCACCACUCAGAAACCACCUAGCAGUGUUCAAAGCACCACGAGUAACUUCUUUACCCCAGCAGCCCCUCCUAGCACCACCAAAAUGUCUCAGAGAACUGAUACCGACAAAUCCACCUCCAAAGAUGCCUCAUCUCCAACCAGACCCGGUCAAGGAUCAUCCAAAAAAGCUCCUGAUAAGCUCCAUCUCUCUGAUGAUGAGGCGGCAACCCUUAGCAAACCUACGCUUUCACAAGAAGCCCCCAAACCCACCAACAAAACUCCAUAUGCACAACAGCCCUCUGAGCAAGUGAAGAAGGCCGCAGCUGAUAAAAAAGAUGCUGCUCAUUUGCCAAAGCAGGUGGCAUUCAGAGACAUUCAAAAUGAAACAAGCCGUGGUGCCAAAGACAGCACUAAAGAAGGUAGAGAGGCUGAUCAAAAGAGGGCUGCAACAGCACCAACCAGGGGACUACCUCCAGGUUCUCAAAAUACCCCUCAAGCACCAUCAGCUGAUCUGAGAGUAUCUGACUCGGCACCAAUGAAAGAGGGUGUCAUUAGUGAAGAUGACCAGUUCUCAACUAAGAGGCUCAGAAAAAUGCUUGAGCAAAGUGAUCCAGCAGUACUCAAACCACAGUCAACAGAUAUGCAACCCCCUCCAGUACAGGCAGCUGGCGCAAGAGAUCCUCAAACUCCAAUCACAGCUGAUGAAAGGAGAGCAACUUCACCACCGAAAGGAGGAAUGGCUGCAGAUGAUCGUGGUGCCACUGAGCCACGAAAAUCACCAUCCACCAAUGAGCAACAACCAUCCCCACGGAUGCCAAGCCAAUCACCAGCUGGUGAAAGUGCAGCACCUGCACCACUGCAAGCACCAGCAUCUGAUGGGAAUAAGCCGAUAUCUUCUAAGGAUAGUAGCAAGCAAACAAAUGAAACAUUAUAUUAUCGCAGCUCAGAAACAUCCAGAGAAAUGCCAUCAUCAGCCACUGAGAAGAGCAUGAGACAACAGCAGCUGCAAAGUGACAGGUCCAUUAUAUCGCCGCAAGACAUUGGGAAGCAAGGUUCUGAAGCUGCACCACCGGUGUCUGGAACCGAGAAACUUGGGAGAACUCCAGGACAAGAUUUACUAGAGUCUCAGGAACAAGCCUCCCCUGAUACUCAGCAAGUGAAAAACAACAGAAAUAACAGCAAAUCGGAUGGCUCAAGCAAACCCACCCAGUUUGACGGUAAUAAAGGUGAUGUCCCCGAGUCACAGACGGGUGGCCCGUCAACCAACCUAUAACACAUUUCUAUCACGUCAUCUGGUUGCAGCUUCGUUGUUAUCGUCUUAUCUACCUCCCUAGUUUAACAUACUCGUUAAUAAGGUCCAUUAUCUGUCACCUUUGGACCAAACCAUGCCAGCCAAUUUGUCUACUCCACCUGGUAUAUCGUUACUACUUUUCGAUGGUGCAUUUCUUUGCUGUUCUUUUCCUGAAAAAUGACUUGUUUAGAUGCUCCUUGCAUUAGUAUUGUUUUGAAUAAUGUGAGUGCAACAUUUUGUUCUACAUAAGAACCAUAUGCCUUUGUAUUUAUCCAUA